AUGGCAGCAGACAGAGAAAAGCGAACAUCAAGCCAAGAUGGCUCAGAGCAAAAUGGCGGCGACAAGACGGAAAAGACGAAGGGCGAGGGCAGCAUCAAGGACUAUUUCCGCGUCUUUCAGUAUGCCGACAAGUACGACUGGGCCCUCAAUGCCGUAGCAUGUUCCUCUGCCAUCGCUUCUGGUGCUGCCCUUCCAUUGAUGUCCUUGAUCUUUGGCACUUUCACCACCAAAUUCAACAACUUCGCUACCGGGACCUCGACCCCGGCGCAGUUCAAAGACGAUGUCGAUCAUUUUGUGCUGUGGUUCGUAUACCUCUUCAUUGGCAGAUUCAUUGCCACCUACAUCGCCACGGCGGCAGUCAGCAUCGCAGCAACGAGGACAACUCGCACUCUUCGGAAAGCAUUUCUCGAGGCAACCCUUCGGCAAGAAAUCUGGCAUUUUGACAGCAAAAGCAACGGCGCUACAGCUACGCAAGUCACCACAAACGGCAACAAGAUUCAGUCGGGCAUCGCCGAGAAGCUCGUCUUCAUCAUUCAGGGCCUCUCCACCUUUGUUACUUCCUUCAUCGUGGCCCUGGCUGCACAAUGGAAGCUGGGUCUGAUUACAAUGACCGUUAUACCCGCAAUAUUCAUCAUUACGGGAGCCUGUGUUGCCAUCGACGCAGUCCAGGAGGCCCGGAUCCUCCGCAUCUACUCCCGAGCUGCCGUACUUGCUGAAGAGGCUCUAUCGUCGAUCCGGACGGUUCAUGCAUUCUAUGCCCAGAAGAAGAUGGUGCAGAGGUAUGACACAUUCCUAGCACAGGCUCAUAAGGAAGGUAAUAAGAAGUCACCCAACUGGGGCGUGCUUUUCUCGACACAGUUCUUUUGUGUGUAUUCGGCAACCGCCCUCUCGUUCUGGCAGGGCUUCAGGAUGUAUCAGAGCGGUGAGGUCGGUAGUGUGGGCACGGUCUUCACCGUCGUGCUCUCAGUAACCAUUGCCGCAACCUCGAUCUCGAGCAUUGCGCCACAAAUCGAGGCCAUCACCAACGCCUCAUCGGCUGCUUCCGAACUGUUCAGCGUCGUCGACAAACCGUCACUUUUAGACCCUCUCGACCCGUCUGGCGCAACGCCUUCAUCAUGCGAAGGACGCAUCGAGAUCCACAAUCUGGACUUCGCGUAUCCGUCCCGGCCAGCUGCGCAGGUUCUGCACGGAUUCAACAUAACCAUCCCUGCAGGCAAAACUACCGCUUUAGUGGGAGCCUCGGGCUCAGGGAAAAGUACCCUCGUUGGCCUGCUGGAAAGGUGGUAUCUGCCGGCUUCCGGUCGCAUUGUGCUCGAUGGCCGAGACCUGGAGGAAUACAACGUCAAAUGGCUGAGAAGUCAAAUCCGCCUUGUUCAACAGGAGCCGAUACUCUUUCGCGGGACUAUCUUCCAGAAUGUCGCCAAGGGCUUCGUUGAGUCCCAGCGGCAGCUUCCUCACGAGAAACAGAUGGAGUUGGUUCGCGAGGCUUGCAAGGCAAGUAAUGCUGACAGCUUCGUCAGCGAGUUACCGCAGGGCUACGACACCGAAGUGGGCGAACGAGCCGGGACUCUGAGUGGAGGUCAACGACAACGGAUCGCCAUCGCUCGCAGCAUUAUUUCUAACCCAAAGAUCCUACUUCUUGACGAAGCUACGAGCGCACUCGACCCCAAAGCAGAGAAAGUCGUACAGGAUGCUCUUAGUCGGGUGUCAAAGAAUAGGACAACCCUGGUCAUCGCACACAAGCUGGCAACGGUGAAGGCGGCCGACAGCAUAGCAGUCAUGUCUUCUGGGAAGAUUGUUGAGCAAGGGACACAUCAGGAAUUGAUCGAUUUGGACGGCCGGUACGCGGCUCUAGUCCGAGCUCAAGACCUCGGUACGGCCAACAGCGAGCCGCCUGAGAUGUAUUCCACCGAAAAGCAGAUCCUAGAGGAGUCUGUCGACCGACCGGCUCUGCAACGCAUCGCCACUACUGCUACUUCGGUGGGUGAGGAUACCGAGAAGCAGCAAAAGCCUGUGGGGACUCUUGGCUACUCUCUCCCCAGAUGCAUCUUCAUUAUGUUCUAUGAGCAAAAGCCGCUGUAUUUCUGCUUCUUCCUGCAGGUCAUUGCUUGUCUCAUCGCCGGAGGAACAUUUCCCGCCCAGGCCGUCCUCUUCUCCAAGGCGCUGACUGUCUUCCAACUGACCGGGGAAAAUGCUCGUGAACGAGCGGACUUCUAUGCGUUGAUGUUCUUCGUUCUCGCACUGGCCAAUCUGGCCGCCUAUUUCACCAUUGGAUGGACUUGCAAUCUCGUCUCGCAGACAGUCACGCACCGCAUCCGGUCGGAAAUGUUCGGACGGGUUCUCGACCAAGAUAUCGCGUUCUUCGACAUUCCCGAAAACACAUCAGGUGCGCUGACUUCAAGACUCUCAACACUACCCACCCACCUGCAGGAGUUGCUUUCAACCAAUGUUCCCCUCAUCGCGAAUGUCUUGAUCAAUGUGGUAUCGAGCAGUGCGCUUGCACUGGCUUAUGGAUGGAAACUGGGGCUGGUCGUCGUCUUCGGCGCAUUGCCUCCACUGCUCCUCGCAGGUUACAUCCGCAUCCGGCUGGAAAUGCAGCUCGAUCGUCAGACUGGCGAGAGGUUCGCAGAGAGUGCCGGACUGGCCAACGAGGCAGUCUCUGCUAUUCGAACGGUCGCUUCGUUGACCUUGGAGGCUCAUGUGCUCGAAGAAUACUCAGACAUGCUCAGCAACAUCGUGCUGAAGUCGACCCGGGCGUUGAUAUGGACCAUGUUCUUCUUCGCGUUAUCACAGUCCAUCGAGUUCCUUGCCAUGGCGCUCGGAUUCUGGUAUGGUAGCCGACUGCUUGCAUCGGGAGAGUACACUACGGCGCAGUUCUACACGAUCUUCAUCGGGGUCCUGUUCGCUGGCCAGGCGGCCGGCCAGUUCUUCGGAUACACAACGUCCAUCACUAGGGCUCAAGGCGCGGCAAACUACAUUCUGUGGCUUAGGACGCAGAAACCGACCAUCGCGGAGACGGAAAACAACAAAGAAAACGGACCCUCGGCCGAUGGGCCGGUUGCCCUCGAAGAUGUGGAGUUCCGCUACCGACAGCGCCAAACCUCGCGGGUCAUCCGGAGCAUCACAAUGAGCAUCGAGACCGGACAAUUUGUAGCGUUGGUUGGCGCGUCAGGCUGUGGCAAGUCCACGCUCGUCGCCUUGCUCGAACGCUUCUACGACCCCACGAGCGGCCGGAUCUGUCUCUCCCACGAGGACAUUGCCGCCAUGUCACCUCGCCUGUACCGAACACACAUGUCUCUCGUACAGCAGGAACCGACGCUGUAUUCGGGCUCGGUGCGCGAGAACGUCUCGCUAGGCCUCGACUUCGAGCCCUCCGAUGAGCAAGUUAAAGAGGCAUGCCGCCAAGCCAACGCGCUGGACUUUGUAACGUCUCUCCCCGAGGGGUUCGACACCUCCUGUGGUUCGCGAGGAAUGCAGUUCUCAGGCGGCCAACGACAACGCAUCGCCAUUGCCAGAGCCUUGAUUCGAGAUCCCAAGCUCCUCCUACUCGACGAGGCAACAUCCGCGCUGGACACUCAAUCCGAGCGUCUUGUGCAGACGGCGUUGGACGAGGCAGCCAUAAGCAGGACCACCAUCGCGGUGGCGCAUCGGUUGUCAACCAUCCGCCACGCGGACAUGAUCUUUGUGAUUGCCAGUGGGCGGAUCGCCGAGCGUGGCACCCAUGCGGAGUUGCAGGCCCAGAAGGGCAUUUACUACGAGAUGUGUCUGGCGCAGUCGUUGGACAAAGCAUAG
This is a messenger RNA of Cladophialophora yegresii CBS 114405, 3792 nucleotides long. RefSeq lists its product as uncharacterized. Gene Ontology annotation, molecular function: ABC-type transporter activity; ATP binding; ATP hydrolysis activity. Gene Ontology annotation, biological process: transmembrane transport. NCBI's taxonomy places the organism in Eukaryota, Fungi, Ascomycota, Eurotiomycetes, Chaetothyriales, Herpotrichiellaceae. Bases 1 to 3792 code for a protein of 1263 amino acids. Gene Ontology annotation, cellular component: membrane. The record is from RefSeq and is a predicted model, not a curated record. The transcript has a single exon.